Elgaria multicarinata webbii is the source of this 7056-nucleotide messenger RNA. Its product is annotated as piezo-type mechanosensitive ion channel component 2-like. NCBI's taxonomy places the organism in Eukaryota, Metazoa, Chordata, Lepidosauria, Squamata, Anguidae. The record is from RefSeq and is a predicted model, not a curated record. Gene Ontology annotation, cellular component: membrane. Gene Ontology annotation, molecular function: mechanosensitive monoatomic ion channel activity. The transcript has 44 exons. The coding region runs from base 1 to 6750 and encodes 2249 amino acids.
AUGGCUUCUGCUUCAGGUGGAAGCUCGCAAGACGACCUUCUCUUGCAAUGCCAAAGUAGCUGUGAUAUGGAUGUCUACAUCAAUGAAGGACACGCUGUUUCCUUGUCAGAGGAUACAACCUGCCCUGAAAAUACAGCAGACAUUGAUGAAGAGCUUUAUGCUGAAGGAAAUAGGUCGAGUACAUUUUUGGCCCUGGCACAAUUCAUUAUGAAUCAGAGCUACAUCACCGCAUUGAUUGCCAUGAUGGUUUGGAGUAUCACCCAUAACAGCUGGCUGACUUUCAUUCUGCUGCUUUGGUCUUGUAUCAUUUGGAUGGUGCGAGACCGUCGUCUCUACGCUUUGCGUAGCUCGCCAUUCCUUGUGGCCUAUGGAAAUGUCCUGGUGGCCCUUAAUUUCUUUGUAGGGCUGAAAGUUUCACAGGAAGAACUGUUUCCGGGAGUUCCAACCUCACUGCUUGUUGACUUGGAUUUGAAGCCUUAUACUCUACCGUGUGUCCAUCUGGGAGCCAAAAUUUUAUAUCUCUUUACCUUCUGGCUCUUGCUGAAGCAGCAUAUGGUAGAAAGGCAAAGGAAGAGAAAAGAAGUGGAAGAAUCACUCAAAGAGGUGACUGUAGAUGAGGCUGAAAUGGACAAAGAACACAGCCUGCUUUUGGAUAUCCUUGGUUCUGUGCUUAAAGGGAUGCUAGUAAAGUACUGGAUUUACUUCUGCUUCACCAUGUUCUUCAUUGUCAGCUUCAAUGGCAAAGUGGCCCUGUACAAAAUUCUUUACAUCAUGCUUUUUCUGCUCUCUGUGGUUUUGUACCAGGUGCAUUAUGAGAUGUGGAGAUUAAUCCUGAAGGGGUUUUGGCUCACUGUUGUCUCUUAUUCAAUGGUAGUACUCAUUGCUAUCUAUGCCUACCAGUUUGAGAUGGUUUCUGCUUUUUUCCUAAACUCCUUGGAAAUAUCAGAGGAGAGAUUAAAAGAUUUGGGACUUGAGCGAUUCAACGUUAUGGAGUUGUUUGCGCGGAUUCUGCUUCCUGGCGCCUUUCUUCUGGCUUGCAUCCUUCAGCUGCAUUACUUUCAUAAAGGUUUCCUGGAGAUGACGGAUGUGACCAGUAUUUCCAUCAGACCAUCUGGCAGUGACAAGAAAACGGAGACUCGGGUGUACUUUCUGGCUGAUAUGCUUAAGGAAAAAAUCUUGACUCUGCAAAAUAGGCUGGUUGCAGAACAGCUACAAGACUGCUUUCAGGAUGGAUUGGACCAGCCUGAGAACAGCAUGGGAAAGGAUCAUCAGGAGAAAUUGGUGGAAAAGAUGGAUAAAUGGAUAGAAGUGGUUGACAGCUUGGUAACUCGUCUCCUGGAGCUCUUGGCAAUGGUUCGAGCAAUGCAGGCGUUCAUAUGGAGAGUUCUGGAGCUGCACCUCCUUAAGAUUUUGUCCAUUUGGAUUAUCUGGAUCACUGUUCAGGAGGUAUCUUUGAUGAACUUCCCUUUCUUCAUCGCAUGGGCCUUUGCUCUUCCAUAUUCCAAACUUCAACCGCACACCUUGAGGCUCUGUACGUUUUGGUCCAGCGUGAUCGUCAUCUGUAAAAUGAUGUACCAGCUGAAGUUUGUCAAGCCCUGGAAAUACUCCUCAAACUGCACACAGGGGCUGCAUCAGAAUAUGACUUAUCACUAUACCAAUGUGGAUGAGUUACUGGAGAAAUCAUCAUUGUACAUAGCACUGGUUGACCCAGCACACUGGGUUGGAGGACUGAUGAAGUGUACUGACAAUGUUCUUCCUUGCUUAAAGAAUCACCUCAUCAUCCUGAUUCUAAUGGCUCUAGAAGCAACAGUGCGCCGCCAUCAACUUUACUACCGGACUCAGAAUCAGCUGGUGCCACCUUCUACUGGGAGCAUUUUUUAUAACAUUGCCCGGGAGAAUUUGGAUGAUGGUUUACUCAGUUGCAUCAAAUACUUUAUCAAUUACAGUUUUUACAAAUUUGGUCUAGAGACAUGUUUUGUGGCUGCUGUUAAUGUGAUUAGGCAGCGCCUGGACUUCUAUGCCCUUGUCCAUGCCAUCUGGCUGAUUUACCUAUUGAGCCUCCGUCGGAGGAAAGCAAUAGCUGAUGUCUGGCCCAAAUACUGCUGCUUCCUCGCCAGCAUCGUGGUUUUUCAAUACCUGCUUUGCAUUGGUCUCCCACCUGCUCUGUGUCAAGAUUAUCCCUGGAGGACUUCUCACUGGCUGCUCCACUCAAAUCUGAUUAAAUGGCUGUAUCUUCCGGAUUUUGCCAAGAAGCCUGAUGCUAGUUUUCUCCUGCAUGACAUCCUACUCCUGCUCUUUGCCUCCCUCCAAUGGCAAGUGUUCGAAGAUGAGAAUAAGCUUGUGGUGAGGAUGCAGGCUGGAGAUAAUGUAGAGAUCAGCCGAGCCCUGGACCCAGCAGGCCUCAGUGAAUACAGUCCCAUACCAAACUUUAUCCACUGCAGGUCCUAUUUGGAUUUGGCAAAAGUGCUUGUAUUCAAAUACCACUUCUGGUUUGUCCUUUGCCUCGUUUUUAUGACCGGGGCCAUGAGGAUCAAUGUCUUUGGUUUGGGUUACCUCGCAGCCUGCUUCUACUUAAUGCUUUUUGGAAGAAACCUUCAACUGGAGCCAGUCAAAGACAUACUCAGACUAUGGGACUAUCUAAUUGCAUACACCAUUUUGGUCAUCGCAAUGAAGAACCUCCUUGCAUUUGGAGCAUGUGCUUACCUUAGUAAAUUGCAAAGAAGCCAUUGUUGGUUCAUUCAGACCUUUGGUAUGUUCUGCACCAUACCAGGAUAUGAUAUGGAACCCCCUGAGGAUGAGAUAUGUGAAUUGCCUGAGAAUGAAGCAGGAAUCAUCUGGGAUGCAAUAUGUUUCACAUUCCUGCUGAUCCAGCGUAGAAUUUUUACGAGCUACUAUUACCUCUAUAUUGUAGCAGAUCUCAAGGCUGCCAAGAUCUUAGCCUCCAGAGGAGCAGAGCUGUUUGAAGCAAAGCUGAAAAAAAUGGUGGCUUGCAGGAUGGAAGAAGAGAGAAACUCAAUGGAAGACAUGAAGAGGAAGAUGAACCUGCUCAAACCAAACCAGAAAAAUAUUAACAGCUUGCAGAGAUCUGAGGAAGAGGAAGAUCCAGAGGAUGAUGCUAGCAAGCAAGAAAAGGAAGACAAGAAGACAUGGUGGCAACCAUGGGUGACCCACAAUUCAAUGAUUCGAGAUGGGAACUACUGCCUUUUCGAGACGGAUAGUGAGGAAGAAGAACAAGGACAUGCUGAGAAGAGUGAGGAGGACUGCCCUAAGAAGAAAACAGCCUUCCAGCUUGCAUAUGAAGCGUGGAUGACUAGUUCAAAAUCCGCUCUAAGGAUGAGAGAGCAAGAUGAAAUUUGGGAGCAAAGGAAGAAAGAAAAGGAGGAGGAGAAAAAUCAACACCGACUGACAGCCAAUGUAAAAAUGGAAUCCUGUGAAGAAAACCCAGAGAUAUCAAUCACUGAAGAGGAUUUGGACAAAUCAGAAAACAUCAUCCACAGAGUCAUCAACAUUGUCAAGUUCAGUUGGGUCUUCAACCAAGUGUUGUUGGAUGAUGCCACAGAAGCGCUGAAUUCCCUAUUUAAAGAUAACCUGGACAUUGCAAAUGUGAUGAGAAUGGAAAAGUGCAUGCUUUGGCGAGAGACUAAGAAAGAAAACGAGGCCUCCACAGACUCUGUUCUUCCAUAUUACAACUUUGAGACAAGUGCCCCAGGUUGUGGAGAAUGUAACACUGAAACUGCAGAGACGGAUGGAAGCAAAGGCAAGGUGCCUGAAUGCCCACAUGGGGAGAACAUUGAACCAUCACCACCACCGGUGCACCUCAGGAGAUCCAGCGAAGCCACUACAAGUACAACUGGAAUUGAGAAGGUGGAAGAAGCGAGCCCUGAAGAGGCCUGCCUUCAAGGGUUCACUCCAGCCUCAUCCUGUGCAGAACUGUCCAGUCUGGGCAGUUCUCCAUUAGAAAUGGAAGAAUCUACAGAUUACCUAUUUGCUAGAAGUAAGGAAGCCGGCAGGCCACUGAACCAGGUUUCUGCUAAGAUGACAGCUAGUGAACUGCUUCUGAACAGGACUUUUCACGACAAUGAGCUGGAGCAGUCUGAUAAAUUUUACCAGCGCCUCCCUCGCCCACUGAAGCUGGGGUUUGCUUUGUACAAUGCCACGGUGUCUAAAUCUGAAAUGCUGUGUUAUUUCGUGAUCAUUCUAAACCAUAUGGCCUCCGCUUCCAUCCUCACUUUGGUUCUCCCUAUUCUGAUAUUUCUGUGGGCCAUGUUGUCCAUUCCAAGGCCUUCAAAAUUCUUCUGGAUGACAGCCAUCGUUUACACUGAGAUAACAAUUGUGAUCAAAUACUUUUCCCAGUCUGGAUUCUUUCCUUGGAGCACUAAGGUGUAUUGUACUGUCAAUGCAGAAGAGCCAUUCGCUUUGCCAAAUCUGGCUGGGAUUGAGAAGAAAGAUGGCUUUGUACACUAUGACUUGGUACAGCUGUUUGCUUUGUUCUUCCACCGGUAUAUCUUGAAGUGCUAUGGGCUCUGGGAUGCCAAAGAGGUCAACAUAUUGGGCUCUGAGGAAAAGAACAGAACAGGGAAACCAAAGAAAAAGAAAGUGCACAGAGGCCAACUGAAGGAAUGCCAGCCUGGGUCAGGAGCACAACGCCGUUGUAGAUCUCAAAGUCUCUCCAGGAAUGGCUUCAAGAGGGAUAACGAAGACAAACCUCUGGAAGAAGCCAAGAAGAAAUGGAGCCUUUUCAGAAAAGCCCCCACCGUCAGGAAGAGGAUUACCAGAGAAACGAUAAACCAGCAGAUACAAAAAGCAAAGAGGCUGCCGAUGAAAAUUGCCCUUCAGAUUUACCGGCCCAUCAAGCAAUUCUUCUACGACAUUAUUCAUCCAGAAUGCAGCCCAGUCUGUGACGUUUAUGCUCUCAUGUUCCUAGUUGAUGUGAUUAAUUUUAUUGUCGUCAUCUUUGGCUACUGGGCUUUUGGUAGACACUCCGCGGCUGCUGACAUCACAGAAUCCCUUUCAGAAGACCAGGUGCCCGAAGCUUUCCUCGUGAUGCUCUUGAUGCAGUUUGGGACAAUGAUAGUUGAUCGGGCAAUCUACCUGAGAAAGAACAUGUUCGGGAAGUGUGUUUUUCAGGUGGUCCUUGUCUUCGGCGUCCACUUUUGGAUGUUCUUCAUCUUGCCUGGAGUAACAGAAAGGAGGUUUAACAGGAAUUCAGUGGCUCAGCUGUGGUACUUCAUCAAGUGUGUUUAUUUUGGUUUGUCGGCAUAUCAGAUCAAGUGUGGUUACCCCAAACGGGUGUUGGGCAACUUUCUGACCAAGCGUUACAACUGCAUCAAUCUCUUCUUAUUCCAAGGAUUUCGCCUGGUACCUUUCUUGACAGAGCUGAGGGCUGCCAUGGAUUGGGUUUGGACGGACACCACUCUCAGCCUAUCCAGCUGGAUUUGUGUGGAGGAUAUCUAUGCUAAUAUUUUCAUCAUGAAAUGCUGGAGAGAAUCUGAAAAAAAAUACCCCCAGCCUCCUGGGCAGAAGAAGAAAAAGAUUGUGAAAUAUGGGAUGGGGGGCUUAAUUGUCUUUGUACUCGUCUGCAUCGUGUGGUUCCCACUGCUUCUUAUGGCACUGGUUAAAUCGGUGGCAGGAGUAACCAACCAGCCCCUGGACGUAUCGAUCAAAAUUACUAUCAGUGGUUAUGAGUCUUUAUUCACCAUGAGCGCACAGCAGCAAAAUCUGGUUCCUUUCACUCAUGCAGCGUAUAAUGAACUCACCACGCGAUAUGCCCUUCAUCCUUCUGCCAUGCAGUUUAUUGUCAACUAUAGCCCAGAGGACAUUGUCAGUGCUAAAAUAAAAGGCAAUGCCAGCCUGCUGUGGAGCAUCAGUCCUGCAAGUCGGAAAGCCAUGAUUGCCGAACUCUCCAACUCCUCCACAAUCUACGUCAGCUUCUACUGGACUCUUCUCAGGAAUGCCUCUCUUGUGAAGAAUAUUGAAGCAUCUGGCUUACACACCGUGCAGUAUGAAGAGAGGGAAAUACGGGAGCAGAUCGUCCAAAUGUUGCGUGGGACCAGGACAGAACCAGUACUUCUGCCUGGUGUGCUACCAAGAUAUCUGAGAGCGACUGGUGGACCAGAUGCUAAAAUGGCACAUAGGUUGCAAGUUGCUCAUUCCAAUAAGCCAAAGGACAUAGACAAGAUGGCUUUCUUCCGGAAUAUAACCAUAAAAUUGCAGCAGCUGCCUACAAAGGGGUCUUUAAGCCACGUUCCCGAAUGGUGGAUUGUUAAAGAGCAGAAGCCUGCCUGUUUGGGUAACAGUUGCAGCAAGAACAUGGAGCUCUUCAUCUGUAAUGAUAAGGUCAGCCCUUCCAGCCUGGGAUUCAUUGCAGCACAUGGCAUCGUUGGCCUCUACAUGUCUGUCGUUCUGGUCAUUGGAAAGUUCAUCCGAGAGCUUUUCAAUGGGAUCUCGCGUUCCAUCAUGUUUGAAGAGUUGCCCAAUGUGGACCGCAUCCUGAAACUCUGCACAGAUGUUUUCCUGGCAAGGGAGGCAGGGGAGUUGGAGUUGGAAGAGGAGCUCUUUGCCAAACUCAUCUUCCUGUACCGAUCUCCCGAAACCAUGAUUAAAUGGACGAGGGAACCGAAAUCCAGCGGGAGGGGAAAACCACCCCUGAUAGAUUCUUCUAGAAGGGAAAUAUUGGGAGAGACUGUUGAGGUGCAUGGGAAAGAGACUGUGACUAAGGACAUGCAUGGGGGACACCCUCACUCAGCGUAACAUGGCAAGAAAUGUCUUUGGUUCAUGAACUACUUUGCUGCAAGGCAGGAGUACAAACCAUGUGUGCAAUCUGCUACCUUAAAUCCGAAGAAAGAGAGAAUGCACUGUGAACUUUAGGCUGCACACAGCAGGGGACUCUAAAGGCACAGGAUUUGGGGGGCCAAGUCAGACAGAGAUCCUCACCGUGGGGUAGUCAAUUGAAGUGACUUGGAGGAUCACAUUCCUUACCGAGCAGAUGACAUGGGGCUAGGUCCAUUUUUCCUCACUGAGAAAAAUGUCAAUUUCACACCAACCCAUCAGUUCCAU